This is a messenger RNA of Phascolarctos cinereus (koala), 2247 nucleotides long. It is a transcript of the gene CD82, whose product is annotated as CD82 molecule. Lineage: Eukaryota; Metazoa; Chordata; Mammalia; Diprotodontia; Phascolarctidae. Gene Ontology annotation, cellular component: plasma membrane. The record is from RefSeq and is a predicted model, not a curated record.
CUGGGGACCCUGGAGCUGCCAGUCCUCCAGAGACCCUUCCCCUUCUUUCCUCCUUCCGGGGGCGGAGGCAGGGACCCGUAGUGGAACUCGUGGCUUUCCUAGCCUCAGUUUCCCUCCCCCACCUGCCUCUAGACGCUGCGCCGGCUGUGACAGUGAGUGUGAUGAGCUCUCCUGGCCCCGGCCUGUCAGUGACAAAGGAUGGGUCCGGCUGCAUCAAAGUCACCAAGUACUUUCUCUUCCUCUUCAACCUGCUUUUCUUUAUCUUGGGAGCCACGAUGCUCGGGUUUGGAAUAUGGAUUCUGGCGGACAGAAGCAGCUUCAUCUCUAUUCUGCAGACCUCAAGCAUCCUGAAGAUUGGGGCAUACAUCUUCAUCGGGGUUGGGGCCGUGACCAUGAUCAUGGGCUUCCUGGGUUGUGUUGGUGCAAUCAAUGAGAUCCGAUGCCUAUUGGGGCUGUACUUUGCUGCCCUCCUUCUGAUCCUUGUGGGCCAGGUGACAACUGGAAUCCUUGUCUACGUCCACUCAGAUGUGGUGAAGGAGGAUGUGAGCACCAUAGUGAAUGAUCUGAUUUUGAAUUAUGACCCUGAGAACCAUGAACAGAAAACUAUUCAGGAUGCUUGGGAUUAUGUACAAUCACAGGUGAUGUGCUGUGGCUGGACCAGCUACCUUAACUGGACAGCUAACGUCAACCUCAUGAACAGGACGGUGGUCACCUACCCUUGUUCCUGCAGCAACGCUUCCUUAUUUGAUGUAAAUGAGGAGGACUUGAUUAGGAAUGGCUUCUGCACGCUCUCCAAUGAUACCCAGGUCAACGAUCCUGAGAAAUGGCCUGUUUACACCAAUGGUUGCAAGGACAGAGUGCAGAAAUGGCUGUGGGACAAUCUCGGCAUCAUUCUCGGAAUCUGCAUUGGAGUGGCUGUCAUUGAGCUCCUGGGGAUGAUACUGUCCAUCUGCCUGUGCCGGCAUGUCCACUCAGAAGACUACAGCAAGGUGCCCAAGUACUGAGGUGGCCCUGACUGCCUUCUGCCCCACCCUCCUGCUGUGCAGGGCUCCGGACAUUCUUGCUUUCUUGGGAGCCCCUGAAGCUCCCAGCAAAUCAUAUCCCAGCCCCCUUCCUCAUUUGUGGCCUUCCCCCAAAUCCGAAGGCUCCAGACCCCAGGCUCCUUCUAUGGGCCUUGUCUGAAGAAACUCCCCUUGCUCCUCCUGGCCUGAUCCCUUCCUGCCUGGUCUCUUAGACAACCGCUUGGAAAGGUUUUGUCUUCCCAUUCUGGAUGGAGAUGAAAAGUCGACCUGUGUCUUUUAUCUCUCUAUCCCCCUUUGACUCUCAGCUUUGUCCUUUCCCAUGUCCCCUUUCUCCCUUACUGCCUUUCAGGAUUUUCUUAUUGAUACAAAGAAAUUAUUUCCUUCACACUCCUAACCAGCCACAGUUUGGCAUGGGUUAUUCAGAGGAAUGGGCAGCCCCUUUUCCUUCCCACAGGCUAUACUGAAGUCCCACUGCCUUCCUCCUUCUCCCUGGAGGGACCAUGAAAUAGGGCUUGUGGCUAGGGGCUGCCAAAGGGCCAUGUCCAGCUCUCUUACUUACGACUCUUGGAAGGACAGGCUAACUUUUCUACAAUAUGACCCUACUGUUAAGGUCCUAGCCUAUCAUUUAAGGCCCCCUGCUCAGUGCCUAGAGGCUAAGGUUACCACCUGACACCACCUGAGUGUCACCAUUACGCUGACUCAGCUGGAAGAUGUGCCAUUGGCCAAGACCUGGUACAAACCCAGCGGGGGUCACAGCUGUGUGAUCAGGGCUAGGCCGGGCAGCCAAGAAGGUUUACCCACCUGGUGCUGCUGAAUAACAGGUCUUACCAAUCUAGCACCCCAGCCACAAGAAUGAGAGGGAGAGGGAGAAAUCUGCCUUCCUUCUAUGGGCUCCAAAUAGGGGGCACCUGGGAAGACAGCAGUGGCUGGUUAUGAGUGUGAACAUAUAUGUAUGUGUGUAUGGGGAGGGAGGGGUGGACCUUGGGUCCCAAAAGCAAAAUUAGCCUGAAGUUUCUAUAAGUCGUAGCUUCCUGGGGAAGCAGGAAAUAAAUUGGCUUCCUUCUCUAAGAAGCUAGGUCCCUUUUUCAGGUGGCAACUUCCCAGAGAGGAGGCCCAGUGCCUUGGGGUAGAGGUAGGUGUUGGGAAGUUCCUCAUGUACAGACCUGAGAAGCUCAGAACUAGACAAAGAGUAGACAGCUCAGAAAUAAAGUAGAUUUGUAACAAA